Molecule: messenger RNA, 1146 nt
Organism: Juglans regia (Persian walnut)
Lineage: Eukaryota; Viridiplantae; Streptophyta; Magnoliopsida; Fagales; Juglandaceae
Product: probable esterase D14L
Exons: 2
Coding region: 79-897 (272 amino acids)
Biological process (GO): response to karrikin
Source: RefSeq, a predicted model, not a curated record
ACAAAACCAGACUGGAAAUAAUAAUAAAGUCUGCGCUAGCUUUCACACCAAAGGACAAUUAAAGGAAAGAAUAAGAGAAUGGGAAUCGUUGAAGCAGCUCACAACGUGAAGAAGUUGGGGUUGGGCGAGCGAAACAUAGUGCUUGCCCAUGGCUUCGGCACCGACCAGUCUGUGUGGAAACACCUUAUUCCUCACCUCCUUGAAGACAUUAACAAUCGGGUCAUUUUGUACGAUAACAUGGGCGCCGGUACCACCAACCCUGACUACUUCGAUUUCCAACGCUACUCCACCCUCGAGGGCUAUGCCUAUGACUUGCUUGCCAUUCUAGAAGAACUACAGAUCGAUUCCUGCAUCUUUGUUGGCCAUUCUGUCUCGGCCAUGAUCGGUGCUAUCGCCUCCAUCUCUCGCCCCGAUCUCUUCUCUAAGAUGAUCAUGGUCGGCGCCUCCCCGAGGUACUUGAAUGAUGUGGAUUACUAUGGAGGGUUCGAGCAGGAGGAUCUAGACCAGCUAUUUGAAGCGAUGGGGUCAAACUACAAGGCAUGGUGUUCAGGGUUCGCGCCACUCGCCGUGGGCGGGGACAUGGAGUCGGUGGCGGUCCAAGAAUUCAGCCGGACCCUGUUCAACAUGAGACCAGACAUAGCCCUGAGCGUGGCGCAGAUCAUAUUCCAAAGCGACAUGAGACAAAUGCUAGGCCUGAUCACUGUGCCUUGUCACAUACUACAGAGCAUGAAGGACUUGGCAGUGCCGGUGGUGGUGUCGGAAUACUUGCAUCAGAACCUCGGCGGUGGAUCAAUCGUGGAAGUCAUGCCAUCGGACGGUCAUCUUCCCCAAUUGAGCUCUCCAGAUGUCGUAAUUCCAGUACUUCUCAGGCAUAUUGGUCUCGAUAUUAAUGUAUGAUGUAAUUUAUUGUGUUUGCUUAAUUUUGUUAUUGGUUUGCGUUAAAAUUUCAAUCGCACGAAAAUGGGCUGCGAUUCAACGUGUCUGGGCUGGUGGGGUUGAAGGUUCAACUACUAUCGUGGCUUUCACGUGAUUCAACACUGGUCUCCUAUGUCUAUCUCCCGAGAUUUCCGCGUACUUUACGUUCCUUUUGUUUUCCAUUCUAUCAUGCAGUUCAUAAUGAAAGCCAUUUGGGUGUGUUUGAUUCUU